Molecule: messenger RNA, 2090 nt
Organism: Amoebophrya sp. A120
Lineage: Eukaryota; Dinophyceae; Syndiniales; Amoebophryaceae
Source: the annotation of a GenBank genome assembly
AAAUGAGGCAGUAGAUGAUUGUCCUCACCCUCAGAUCAUGUCACGAAAAAGAUGGCGCUUCUAUGAAGCCGGUCUGAAAUUUUUGUCUUGUUUGAAAGAAUGAGAACCGUACGCCGAGAAGUUUCUGCAAGAACCGCGGGUGCCGUGCCCGGUACGCACUCGCGUUUUUGCAGACCCACGUUUCUUGUGCUUGCUCUUCAUCUACACCUGGAUUUCUUCUUUGAUCCCAGCAGCCAGGCGCUGGUUCGCGCUAUCCAGGCUGGUGUCGCCGAGAAAGGCGCAGCGAGUUCGCGUGCGGUCAAGACUGACGAAAGAACUGCAGAUCUUCAUGCUGGCGGGUCCACUACUUUUUCCCAGCAGGGUGGAGACAAUUUGCACGACAUCAACUAUUCGCACGGCUACAGUGAGACGGCCGGUGGGGAGGGGACACUAACGAGUGGCGGCGGCGACUCAUUACAGCAGAGAAGGGUCUUGCAGCUCCACAACGACGGUGACUCCGAGGCGUAUUCUCCGGAGGAAGCCAAUGAUCAUGAUCAUGCACAGGCAUCAUUGCCUGGAAAAGCAUAGACGCAACGGCCUUCUUCCUUCGCCAAGCUCGAGGACCAGGACAAGUACUAUGAAGCAUUCGAACAAGCAGCUGCACCAGCUGCACGGCAACAGCCGCAAAGCGAACCAGCCCAAUCAACACAGCAAGAAAAAUCGACCGCUGCUUCUCAGGAUCAUGUUCAUCAGGAUCAACAUGCGGAAAACGAACAACAAUCGCACGGAAAUUUAGUUCCUGUGGACAGCUACAGCAACAGCGCCACGAGCUUGGAGGCCCGGGUGGAGCGGGCGGAAGCGGAAAUGGCGCGGAUGAGACAGCAGAUGCUGGAAAUGGAGGAGACCAAACGGGAGCUCGCAGCUCUGAAGAACGCUUUUGGAGAGGAAACCUCGUUUGUGCGGAAAGCGCUCGCGCGCGUUCGCUGGUGCGGGGCCAUCACCGUCAGCUUGAUCCGCUUUCUGCUCGAGUCGUUCAUUUGCUACGAACGGGUAGACACGGUGUUUGGGUUUUACCUGCUGCUCUUCGCGUACGUGUCGAUGGUCAGCGGGACGUUGAUGCCCGUCAAGAUGAUUUUCUUCCCGCACAAAAUUCUCCUGAAGAUUUCCCCCCAGGGGCUGGCGCAGAAGGUGCACGCGAAGCUUUCUCCCUUGGGUGGGCGUUUUGCCGCCACGACCGGCAGCUCCUCCUCGGGGGACCAUCCUGGCGGGGACAGCACAUCAGAGCAGAAGCAGGAGGGCGAGGACGCUGGCGACGAGAGGACUGGUGGUAGUCUUGCAACCAUGGAGGUCGGGAGGGCAACUGCUCCUGUGAAUGUUAAAGCAGAGGACGAACAGCGACAGUUGCCGGAAGAAACCGGGGCCGACGCCGAAGACCUGGACAAGCCUUCAACGAGAACAGAAGGGGAGGAUCAGGCCCAAGCACAAGCCCCGGAGUACGAGGAAGGCAGAAUGUUUCCGCGCGGUUUCCUGGCGGCGGGCACGCUGUCCUGCGUGUGCCAAGAUAGCGACAGUGCGGAGGGGAAGCUGUUCACCCUAUUCCUGGUGCUGUACAUGAUGGCCACCUUGGUAAGCCAGUACCCUUUUCAUGCUAUCCCAACAGAGAAAACGCUAGCCUGUGCUUGUAAUGCAAAAGUGAAUUUUUUUUUUUUUUUAGAAUUUAAAUUUAAAUAUAAGGCAAACAAGGCCUGUCGUGCAUAGCCGAAACAGCGUGGUGUCCUAUGGGCCUGCCCAUGACAAGUUUUUUGUUCUUGCAUUGGCUCUGCUAGCUCUUUUCUCUCCGUGUGAUACACCCUUACCGCUCGUUCUGCCUCUGGCGAACGGAAGAAAUGGCCAGUGACCGGGGCGAUCUGGCGUCGCCGCGCAUGAGUUCGGAUUUCGAGAUCGCUUUGCGCGCCGUUUGGCUGGUGGUACCCACCUACUUCUUCGUCGUAACGGCCGUGAUACAAACACACAACCCGGAUACAGACGAAGUCGAGAGCAGCACCGCGGCCCGCUCGGCGGCUGUAUCGCGGAUCGCCGCGGCGGAGGACGGCGAGGCGGCUGAGGACACG